CGAGCAUUUGCCAUUUUAAAAUAUGGCGUUGAAUCUUGAAUCCAGUGUUGUCUGUCGUGUCGUUCAUUUUAUCGAGGAAAAAAUGUCUAGUGGUUCAGUUUAGCGAACAGUCCAACGAUUGAUCGUCGAAUGUUAGUUUCUGUUUGCCUCUAAAUCCAAUGUUUACGUUUUUCUCAUUGGAUGAACGAGCAGUGUAAUGAAUGGAGUGGUCGAAGGAUAAAACCUUGAAACUCAUUGAGCUACUGCAGUUGAAUGCUAAUUUAUGGAAUCCAUCUCUGUGUGAUACGCGCAGAGAUAAACAAAAGCGUAAGGAGGAAUUGCGUGGAAUAGCCGACAUUCUGAACAUAUCAGUGUCUGAUGCUACGAAAAAGAUCCAGCAUCUUCGUACACAAUACAACAGAGAGUCCGCUCGAGAAGCCCGAUCUGAAAACGAAUGUUAUAUUAGUAAUUGGUAUGCUUAUGAAUACCUGCACUUUAUGAAGGACUCCAACAAACCAUAUAGGGUUUUACUAUCGGACAAUCAAGACAUCAAUAUAACAUUGCAGGGAACAGAAAACUCCGCUUCAGAAUGCAAGCUUGACAAUCUACCAACACCGUCGAAAAUAGCACGCACUGAUUUGUUGCACUCAUUCAAACCUGACAUAGUUUACCCAGCAAACAGAGAUGAGUUCUCGGUAUUCGGAGAAUAUGUCGCCAACGAAUUGAGGUCUUUGAAAGGUGAAAAGAAUUUACUAGUCGCAAAGAAAAAGAUUCAAGAUGUUAUAUUUGAAGUGAAAAUGGGCAUGAUUAAUGAACCAAGGGUGGAGCAAGCUGUACAUACGUGUACCGUCUAUACACCAUCAUCCCAAUCUCAUACUUCCAUCCACAACGGGAAACUGUAUACAACUCCAAUCAUGAGCACCAUACCUUUAGAAACAUUAACAACGUCUCAAAAUCCACCAACAACAGGGAUCAGUGAAAUAAUCAUCAACGGUGCAUGCCACUACUCAACAUUCAAAGUUGAUGAACAAUAGCAUUGUCAACCACUUCCUAAUGUGGAAGUGGAUAAAAGUGACAGUUAUAAUAUAAGAAACGAAUAGACUAAAAAAAUCGUGUUAAUUAAUUUGUAGCAUUGAUGUAAUUAGAAUUAAGAGCUACUAUGCUAUACACUGUAUGCAGGGGUGUAUUUUACAAUUUUGCGCCCUUAUUCAAGCCUGAUUUAGGAUUUGAGUAAAGAUGUUAUAAGAUUUGGGAGGUCUGAAAUCAGGGCCUCAUGUGCUGGGUUAAUCUGCUACUGAAGUGUGAGUUGAGUGUGAUUGUUUCCACCAACCCCCACUGCCUGUCGCCUGGGGUCAUAGCCCCUAUUGCCCCUAGGGUAAAUACACCCCUGUCUAUGUCUAGCCUCCAAGCAUGACCACCAAAAACUAUUUUAAUAAUAAUUAAAUAAUUAACUAUUACUUAUUUCCUAAAAGGAAGUUCUCAAUUAUACAAUUUUUUACAUCUUGUACCAGAGCUUGAAGUUUGAAAACCAUUAUAGCUAACUACAUUUUAUUCACUACCACUUUAAACAGGGACCUUAUGAUUUAACUAUAUGAAGUUGAUGAUAUCUGCGAAUUUUGGUCAUGCUAUGGAAAAAUGUAUGUAUCUAUGUUUAUUUAUAGUCAUUUACAUAUAGUAAUCUAGUCAAGAGCUAAGGUCUCAUAAUAAUUUAAGUCACAUCAAUGAAUUUAUAGACAUAAUUAUGCCAUAAUGUGACAUGGGUUGUUGCACGUUAUUUUUGUAAUAAGUACAUGCUGUUUUUAAAUUAAGUGAUAUGUUAGUAUUAACAUUAUGAUAAGUAUACAUAACUAGGAUUUAAGUAGAAAAUGUUUACUUAUAUUUUUAGCAGAAGGCAGAGGUUCUCAAAUGAAUUAGUUUUAUAAAACGACAUAAUAUUUUAUUAAUACAAAAUUCAGAGUUGCCAUUGUUUUAAACAUUUGAAUCACAUGUUUUUUUUUUGUUUAAAAAAUGGCUUCGAACUAAAAAUAUUAUUGUAUGUAAAUUCCACCCCUGGCAAAAUUAGAAACAUUUCUUGUAAGUUAAAAUAGAAUUAAAACAUUGAGUAUCUAUUGUUAAAUUAUAUUUGAGUAUAUCAUAGGAAUAAUAAUACAUAGUACAUAGCUGGUAUACAAUAUUUCUGUGGUUUGUAUAUAAAUACCUACCGGAAUUAAAUGAGCAACCAACAUAUUA
This is a messenger RNA of Maniola jurtina (meadow brown), 2208 nucleotides long. RefSeq lists its product as uncharacterized. Lineage: Eukaryota; Metazoa; Arthropoda; Insecta; Lepidoptera; Nymphalidae. The transcript has 2 exons. The record is from RefSeq and is a predicted model, not a curated record. The coding region runs from base 201 to 1013 and encodes 270 amino acids.